This is a messenger RNA of Gregarina niphandrodes, 483 nucleotides long. Its product is annotated as putative transmembrane protein. The transcript is spliced from 2 exons. The coding region runs from base 1 to 483 and encodes 160 amino acids. Lineage: Eukaryota; Apicomplexa; Conoidasida; Eugregarinorida; Gregarinidae. The record is from RefSeq and is a predicted model, not a curated record.
AUGGAACCUUUGUUAAAGGCAGCCCGUUGGGUGGGUCUCAGCUCCAGUCUCCUGACCCUGGUCUUGGGCGUCGUCCAUUUGUGUCGGCAACACGUCUCGAUCCACUGGCCCAGCAAAAUACACGCUGCCUUCCUCGAUGACGUGCAACAGGCGGCCUGGCGGACGCGCGUCUUUACGCUGGCGCCCGACUACUUUUUGGAGUGCUGGACGCCCGUCCUUGUGGGGCUCAUCGGUGUCGCGUGCCACUCCAACUAUUUCCGUCUGACUCAGAAAGUCACCUCCAAUUUUGGGUUCUACUUCGUAUUCCUGAUGAUCCAGGCAUUGUUUGCCAACAUCGGUUAUCGUGGGGGAUUGGGUAUCCUUGUGUCUGUCGUCUCGUUUGUGGCGGCUCUCUUGGCGCUAAUUGCUGGGUUCAUGGAGCGCAGCGCGUCUGCUGCUUUACAACUUGGUCGCGACAUUAAACACAGUUUCAUGGCCACCUAG